UGGAGACUCUUUAACGCUCUACACGGUCGUCGCUGCAGCCCUCUCACUCGUGUGAUUAAUAGUCGGCGUUUAGGAACCAGCAGGUCGAUGCUCGUUUAACUCUGCUUCCAACGCAAUUACAAUGGCACUUGCUACAAUCUGUCGUUUACGGUUCCCAAUAAUAGAUUCGAGCCUCGGUUGCGCUAAUCAAUUGGCAGCCGCCGUUCCAACGAGAUGCGGUUCCGAUCAUGCGAGGUCGUUGAAUACCCUGGUCGGAUGCAUGGACAAGGUAAAACUGCCACGAGUCUUCUUCGACAUAACCGCCGACAAGGAAAGUCUCGGCCGAGUUAUUAUGCAGUUGCGCCCCGACAUCGUUCCAAAAACAGCGGAGAACUUCCGAUUGUUGUGUACCGGCGAGAAGGGUUUCGGAUACAAAGGGAACAUGUUUCAUCGAAUAAUCCCGGAAUUUAUGUGUCAGGGGGGCGACAUUACCCGCUUCAAUGGGUUAGGUGGUAAAUCCAUUUACGGCAACACAUUUAAGGAUGAAAACUUCAAACUAAAACAUUCAGAGGCUGGCAUUCUUUCGAUGGCAAAUUGUGGACCAAAUACCAACAAUUCGCAAUUCUUUAUUACGUAUGCCAAGACGAGCUGGCUCGAUGGAAAACAUGUUGUCUUUGGAAAAGUUCUUGAAGGAAUGGAAAUUUUGAAAAAGGUACGUGAUAUUCUUAAUUAAUUUGAUUAUUAGAUUAAUCAUCCAAA
Molecule: messenger RNA, 738 nt
Organism: Ceratosolen solmsi marchali
Lineage: Eukaryota; Metazoa; Arthropoda; Insecta; Hymenoptera; Agaonidae
Product: peptidyl-prolyl cis-trans isomerase
Exons: 2
Coding region: 122-712 (196 amino acids)
Biological process (GO): protein folding; protein peptidyl-prolyl isomerization
Cellular component (GO): cytoplasm
Molecular function (GO): cyclosporin A binding; peptidyl-prolyl cis-trans isomerase activity
Source: RefSeq, a predicted model, not a curated record